UGUGAGGAAGAGCACUGUGGUUAUCAUUCCAGUCCUAACUCCUCCACAUUUUGUUUUGGCGCUUGUCCGGAUCCAGGCAGCUCGCGUGGAUUGGCCUCAGGUGGUCCACUGUUCAACGUUGUGCAGAUGGAGGGGUGCAAGAAAAAAAGCCCAUUUGACGACACAUGGUGCCUGGUGGGUGUGGCGGACCUCGAUUUGCUCAAGCAGCCUCGUUUGCGCUGCACCACCACUCCGCCUGACACAUCCUGCGCGUCGACUUCGUCUCCUCAACACGUCCUUCUUUUCCUUCUCACCCUCUGGAAUAUGCUAGGUCUUCUCGGGCGCCCUUUUGGGCGCCUGCAACCCUCAAUUGCGCGAGCAGUGGUGGCGCCCGGCGCGCUAGCUUGUGCUUCUGCCGCCCCAGCAAGGAGAUUCAACUCGUCGGCCCCCAUCGUCGAGCCGCUGCCCGCCGCCCAGUCACCUUUCCCUUUUCCGGCAGUACCGUCCGCCCCGUCGUCGUCGUCACAAAAUACCAACCCGGCCCCGCCCACACUGCAAAAGGCCGGUCUAGUAGCGGCGACACCAUCAACGGCCCAAGACACAUCCGUCGCCGCACUACUGCCUCUCCUGGCGGCACAGCCAUCCCACUAUGUCACCCUCCACAUUCACGGCAAGCCAUACCUCGUCACUCCUGGCGACUCGAUCCGCCUGCCAUUCAAGAUGCCCGAUGUUCUCCCAGGAGACAUACUCCGAUUCGAUCGGGCGAGCGUCAUUGGCUCAAGGGAUUUUACUCUCAAAGGCAACCCCUGGAUCAGCGAGGGGCUAUUUGAGUGCCGCGCCGUCGUCAUUGGUACCGAGACUGAGCCGAUUCGCCACAAGAUAAAAAAGAAACGGCGUGAACGCAAGACAAAGAUUGUCAAGAGCAAACACAAAUACACCGUGUUGAGGAUCUCAGAGCUCAAGAUCAUUGCCCCAGACACGGCCGAAGCAUCCUCGACGAGCUGAUCUGAGCUGGGCAGCUGAGGGCGGCGAGAUUGGGUCCUGGUGUGGUCAGUUCUGUCCUGGGACUCCAGGUCCGAGCCUAUUCGGUGUCACAGAUGCAACCCAGGGAUAAGAUGUGGAUGAGAGACAGAGAGAACC
Molecule: messenger RNA, 1119 nt
Organism: Gaeumannomyces tritici R3-111a-1
Lineage: Eukaryota; Fungi; Ascomycota; Sordariomycetes; Magnaporthales; Magnaporthaceae
Product: 54S ribosomal protein L49
Exons: 2
Coding region: 127-984 (285 amino acids)
Cellular component (GO): mitochondrial large ribosomal subunit; ribosome
Molecular function (GO): structural constituent of ribosome
Source: RefSeq, a predicted model, not a curated record